AUGUCUGAAGUAACUGAUUCUAAGUUAGAAAAUCCUGACGACCAUUUGAACUCAAGUACUAGUAAUGCUCAGUUCAGUGGCACUUCUUCAGCCACUGGCCCUGGCGGCGACGAAGAUGACGAAGAGGAAGGAACAGGAGGGAAACAACAAAAGGAAAGGAGAAAGAUUGAAAUCAAGUUCAUUCAAGAUAAAUCUAGACGUCACAUUACCUUUUCAAAAAGAAAGGCGGGCAUUAUGAAAAAAGCAUAUGAAUUGUCUGUUUUAACUGGUACUCAAGUUUUGUUGUUGGUUGUAAGUGAAACGGGUUUAGUGUACACGUUCACGACUCCAAAACUUCAGCCACUUGUGACAAAAUCAGAGGGUAAAAACUUGAUUCAGGCAUGUUUGAAUGCUCCGGAAGAGGGGUUAGGCGAUGAUCAGGGUGAGCAAUCAGACGACAAUUCUGGUGAGCUGCCUGAUCCUAAUGCAAAUGCAAGCGCAGUUCAUCAGCAACAGGCUCAGCAGGCUGCACAAGUUCAUCAUGCCCAGCAAGUACAGGCAGCACAACAAGUCCAAGCUCAGCAGCAGCAAUUGCCACCAGGUGCCCAUAUCCCACACGGUAUCCCAUAUCCUGGUGCUCACCCGCAACCCGGUAUCCCAAUUCCACAGCAAAGCGCAUAUGGUGACUCGCAAGUUUAUCAACAGUAUUUUUCAAAUAUUCAAAACGGCAAUAUGCCAAACCAACAACAGUAUCAAUGA
Messenger RNA from Priceomyces carsonii, 738 nucleotides. RefSeq names its product transcription factor (gene MCM1). The record is from RefSeq and is a predicted model, not a curated record. NCBI's taxonomy places the organism in Eukaryota, Fungi, Ascomycota, Pichiomycetes, Serinales, Debaryomycetaceae. Gene Ontology annotation, molecular function: protein dimerization activity; DNA-binding transcription factor activity, RNA polymerase II-specific; RNA polymerase II cis-regulatory region sequence-specific DNA binding. Gene Ontology annotation, biological process: positive regulation of transcription by RNA polymerase II. Bases 1 to 738 code for a protein of 245 amino acids. The transcript has a single exon.